AUGGCCGCCGCUGACAGAGACGAGGACCCUCAGAGGAACAGGCUGUCUCUGGACCACGGACUGCAGCCGCCUGAUAAAGGACUCAGCACCCACGGAGACUCACUCUCUCGUCCCAUGAGGGACUAUAGAGUGAAGAAGAAGAAGAAGACACAAAAGCAGAAGAAGAAGCAGAAGCAGAAGAAGGAGAAGAAGAAGACGCAGGAGCAGAAGAAGAAGAAGCAGAAGACGAAGAAGAAGGAGAAGAAGAAGAAGCAGAAGAAGACGCAGAAGCAGAAGAAGAAGAAGAAGCACAAGAAGCAGAAGAAGAUGAAGAAGAAGACGCAGAAGCAGAAGAAGAAGAAGCGCAAGAAGCAGAAGCAGAAGAGGAAGGAGAAGAAGAAGACGCAGAAGCAGAAGCAAAAGAAGCAGAAGCAGAAGAAGAUGAUGAAGAAGAAGAAGAAGACGCAGGAGCAGAAGCAGAAGAAGAAGAAGGAACAGAAGAAGAAGAAUAUGGAGAAGAAUGGAAACUUGUGGAUUGAAGUGUGUCCUCAGGGUGAAAUGAACGGAGCAGAGAAAGGCCGGGACAGACUCUGA
Molecule: messenger RNA, 573 nt
Organism: Knipowitschia caucasica
Lineage: Eukaryota; Metazoa; Chordata; Actinopteri; Gobiiformes; Gobiidae
Source: the annotation of a GenBank genome assembly